This is a messenger RNA of Linum tenue, 1590 nucleotides long. Lineage: Eukaryota; Viridiplantae; Streptophyta; Magnoliopsida; Malpighiales; Linaceae. The record is from the annotation of a GenBank genome assembly.
AUGAACGGAAGCAACCUAGACGAUCUUCAAUGGCUCCAAGAAAGUGAAACUCGUGGUCAUGAUGAUGAUCCCGCGUCGACGGCACCUGCCGCCGGUCAACGCCUGUCCUUUGACCUGCUGCAGAAAUUCGGACAAUCAUCAUCGGCGGCGGCUGGAUUGGGCUCCCCGGAUCACGAGGAGAUCGCCAAUCAUGAUGGGGAGCGGUUGCCGGCGGAGGAAGUGGUGAGAAUCGCCGCCGCGAGGAUCGUGAAGUUCUCGUCCCACAAGGCCGGAGCUCCUUCGAUGCUCCAGAUCCCAUUCGACCCUGCCCUCUCCCACCUCUCCGACGAGGACCUCAGAGACGUGGAGCUGGCGGAGUGCCUCCUCGCCGCCGCCGAGAGGGUCGGCGACAAGCAGUUCAAUCACGCCUCCGCUUUGCUCAACUUGUGCGAUUCAUUGGCUUCCAAGACAGGGAACCCUCUUCAGAGAUUAGGGUAUUGCCUCUGUCAGGCCCUCCGGGACAGGAUAGCUCGCGAGAAAACGAUGGUCGCCGGCGGCGGCGGCGAACAGCCUCCCUCCCCGCGGAGGUUUCCCGACCUCGAGGAAUCGUUGAUCACGAAGUCGGAGUUCGCGAUCACGGCGAUGACACGUGGGCAGAUCCCAAUGUACCAGGUGCCACAUCUGGUCGCGGUCCAGGCGAUACUGGAACGGGUGGCGUCCGCCAGGCAGAUCCACGUCAUCGAUCUCAGGAUCAGUAACGGUCAACAGUGGGUCGCGCUCAUGCAAGGUCUGGUAUCGCGCUGGUCGGACCGAACCGGUCCGCCGGUCCAUCUUUUACGCGUCUCUGCGGUGGUAGUGAGCAGCAGCGUUAACGGUACCACUGUCGCGGAUCACUUGGCUUCUAUUGAGGAGACGGGAGACAGGCUGACGAAGUUCGCCGAGAGCAUGGACGUGCCGUUUCGAUUCGAGAUUGUUGUGAUGGAGGACGGGUGGGGUUUCUCUCAUGACCGGUUCGGGCUGAACCUCAGAGAGGAAGCGUUGGUGGUUUACUCGGAGUACGGGCUGAGAGGGCUGAUGGGUCAGCCACGUCAGGCGGAGCAUGUGAUGAGGGUUCUGAAGCAAAUGCGGCCGCGAGCCAUGGUGACGAUCGAGGUGGAAGCCAACCUCAACUCCCCGAACUUCGCACAUAGGUUCGUGGAGGCCAUGUUCCACUACAGCGGGGUGUUCGAGAACAUUGAAUUGGGUAUGACCCGAGAUGACCCGAACCGGGUGGUUGUCGAGACGGUUUUCGUGGGGGACAAGAUUAGUAACAUAUUGGCGUGUGAAGGAGAAGAGAGGUACAUGAGAAGUGUGAGGAUUGGGGUUUGGAGGAAGUUCUUUGCCCAAUUCGGGAUGGUUGAGGUUGAACCCAGUGAAGCGGCUUUGCACCAGGCCAAUCUGUUUAUAGAGAAGUUUUCAAGUGGGCACCCUUAUACCAUAAGUAUGGAUGGCCAGAGCAUGGUUUUGGGGUUCAAGACUACACCUAUGGUUUGUGUGUCUACUUGGAAGUUUGUUCAUUUGGCUAAGCUAGUGAGUAAUAGUCGCGAUGAAUUGAGGGUAGAGUUUUACUAA